AUGACGUCCAUCUUAGCUCGUCCUCCUCGUCUCGCUCGCGUUGUAACUCAUUUUUCACGUCGCAACUUCGUGCGAUCCGUCCCUGCACUGAAGAAACGUGCAGGCACUGCGUCGAGCCAGGGAGCGCUCGACGAUGACGAGCUGUUUAAGGCCCCUUCGGAUGAAGAUAGUUUAUUUUCGUCGUCUCUUGGCUCUCAACAGCCCAUUUCACAGGAGCAACCUGUUUCUGCGUUCAGCAGGCCGCAUGUACAGAAAAAGGCAAGGAAAACAUCUGUGAAGUCUCCGUUUGAGCAGUUCGCCGAGCAAUACGCGUACAUUUCCGCGAGACUGGGUCCAAACCCCACCGAAAAGCACCCUCAGGCGCGUCACAGCGGGAUACGGAGAUUGUUGCACCACGCGCAGGGGAAGGAACAUUUAGAGCAAGUUGUUGAGAUUUUGGCGAAAUGGCGGAGUAGUGGAAAAGCUAUUGAUUUAAAGACUACUAGGGAACUAAUUGACCGAUGCCUUGCAUGGUCACCGCCUACCCUCGUCACCAUCCUCUCCGACAGACAAAAAUACGGGCUAACACUCCCCAACAUGACGGACGCACGACGAAUCCUGCGCCGACUAAUCUUCUACAGGCCCCAUCCGAUUGCCCAACAAUCCUCCUCAACAAACGCAGAAGGAAAAGCAAGGGCGAAUGCAGAGGCAUUGAAGAAUGCCGUUACGUUCGCUGCGCUUCUACCGAGUCAUGGGUUGCGAAAACCGAUGGAAGAUGUGGUUUGCUGUGCAUUGCUUGCGCAAGCUUGUGCAAGGAAUGUGAAAUUUACUGCUGCGCUGGAGGCUUCUACACAUGCCUCGAAGCAAGGAGAGACAGACACCUCUGACCCUACGUCUGAGAAUCAGCCCAAGUCUGAUACUUCGUCGAAGCCGGCCCACUACGACCCGACAAGCACGCGCGGCCUCCUUUCAACGUCUAAUGCACUCGCUACUCUCUUUUCUUCACCUAACCUUCCAUCCGAACUACGUACACUUCCGUCUCCAGAAUACGUCUCCGCUCUCAUAGAGAAACACAAAGCUGCUCCACGUGGUCUCGGCGGCAUUGAGAACCCCGAUAUACCACGCCAAUGGACGUGGACUAGGGGCAUGGAUGACCCUGCGGUGUUCCGGAAACGUACAAGCGGCGUGACGUAUUCCGGGCUCGUAGAGCAGAGAUGGGCCGUAUCUGCAAUAAGGGACAUCGUACAAGCUUUAAAAGACGUACAGGUUUCGAACCCGGGCGCUGGGAAGAAGAGCUUAGCUGUAUUGGAGCAGGUGUUGGGAAAUACGAUUGGAGAAGAGGAUGCGGAGAAGGUGCCUGCGUCCACGACUUGGGAAGUCCGAUAUGAUGAUUAAUCCUUUUUAACGGUGUUCCAAUUUCCUUGCACAAAUCUCAUUAAGUUCGUAAUAUUGGUCCACUGGAAAAAACAAUACGACAAGAAAUAUAAACCGCUAGCAAAUAGUACAGUCCUCUCGAAAACUCAA
Fomitiporia mediterranea MF3/22 is the source of this 1503-nucleotide messenger RNA. RefSeq lists its product as uncharacterized. The record is from RefSeq and is a predicted model, not a curated record. The coding region runs from base 1 to 1374 and encodes 457 amino acids. NCBI's taxonomy places the organism in Eukaryota, Fungi, Basidiomycota, Agaricomycetes, Hymenochaetales, Hymenochaetaceae. The transcript is spliced from 3 exons.